Molecule: messenger RNA, 3253 nt
Organism: Volvox carteri f. nagariensis
Lineage: Eukaryota; Viridiplantae; Chlorophyta; Chlorophyceae; Chlamydomonadales; Volvocaceae
Exons: 8
Coding region: 459-2672 (737 amino acids)
Biological process (GO): RNA processing; mRNA 5'-splice site recognition
Cellular component (GO): U1 snRNP; U2-type prespliceosome; commitment complex
Molecular function (GO): protein binding
Source: RefSeq, a predicted model, not a curated record
ACCGUCGUAAGGACUUUAUUAGGCACCGUCAGCACAAAUAGUGGGAAACCAGCUAUCUUUGUCAGAGGAUAGAAAGCUAUUGUACAUAGGCACCGUAGAUAGCAGAUACUGAGCACAAAUGGACGUUGAUAUGGAGCAGGCGGAGCUUGCAGCUGCGGGGUCGGCUAAAGAAACGACGCCGGCGCCAGAGGCCGCCCCUGCAGCAGCGCCCCCAAACCCGGACCUCGAAGCAUACAAUCAACGCUGGCAGACCGUCCAGGCAGAUCCGCAAGACUUCACUUCCUGGACUUCCUUAUUGACUACCGCAGAUCGUUUGCCACGUGGUCAUUGUACUUCCAUCGCAGGACGACAUCGAAAAAGUCCGUUCUGCCUACGAUGCGUUUUUCGCGGAGUAUCCACUCUGUUACGGUUACUGGAAGAAGUACGCAGAUGCGGAGGUGCGACACCAGAAUUCCGACAUGGCAGCACACGUGUACGAACGUGGUGUUGCAGCGACCCCCUACAGCUCUGAAUUGUGGGCACACUACGCCACCUUUAAAAAAGGUCUUCCUGAUGCGACAGCGGAUGAUGUCCGAAGCGUCUUCGAGCGCGGUUUAGCAUAUGUGGGCACUGACUACAACAGCCAGACGCUGUGGGAUAAGUACUUUGCGUUCGAGCAGGAGCGCGGCAGCACGAUGCACAUUGCAUCGCUGUACAGCCGCGUAUUGGCUUGUCCAGUGCGGGAUCUGGACCGGUACUACACCAGCUUCAAGAACUACAUUCAUCCAUUGGCAGCGGCCCAGAUCGUGCAGCCCAAUGAUUACGACUCCAUCCGGUUGCGCCUGGAGUCGGAGCGCGCGGCCGAGCAGGCUAAGGCAGCAGAGGCCGCCAAAGCAGUGGCGGAGGCUAAGGCAGCCGAAGCAGCCAAAGCAGCGGCGGACGCCAAGAUCAAAGCCGACGCGGAGGCUGCUGCUGCGGCAGAGGCAAAGGCAGAGGCGGCUGGAGAAGCAGUAAUGGAGGAAAUAAAGACAGAGGACGCGCCCGUCGACAUUAAGGCUGAGGGAAAGUCUGGAAGCGAGGAGGGCAAGGCUACGGAGACCACCGCCGAUGUUGCCAUGGAGUCUGCUGCCUCUGGGGUUAUCAAGGUCAAGGAGGAGGAUGAAGUGCCUGCGGCGAACGGCGACGUGGACCAGCCAAUGGAGGAAGCGAAGCAGGAGGCGGCGGCGGCAGCUGUCCCUGACGCAGCUGCGGAAGCAGAUACUACAGCUCCUGCGUCAGCAGCAUCCGAAGGGCAGGAGCAGGGGGCGGAUGGCGUUAUCACCGAAGCUGAGGACAAAGAUGCCGGCGAGGCAGCGGCAGUGCCGGAGACCGCCCCUGCGGCCCCUCCUGCCGUGGCAGCCUCAGAACCCGCUGAGCCGCCGAAGCCUGAGCCGAUCGUAGUCACAGACGAGGAGAUCAAGCAGGUUUGGGUACGGAAGCAAGACGGGUUGUAUGAGCAGACGAAGCAGGAGCUGCUGCGCCGCAAGCCCUUCGAGGAUGCUGCGCGGCGGCCGUACUUCCACAUCAAGCCGCUUGAUGGCGUGCAGCUUUUCAACUGGAUUCGCUACCUAGACUACGUCGAGGGCCGCAGUGACUAUACGGCUACCGUUACCCUGUACGAGCGCUGUCUUGUGGCUUGUGCAAACUAUCCAGAGUUCUGGCAACGCUACGUGCGCUACCUGGAGCGGACUGAUCCACAGGCAGCCAAGCCGGCGCUUGAGCGUGCAGUGAUGGGCUUUUGCAAACGGCGGCCGGAGAUUCAUCUCUUUGCAGCGCAUUUCGACGAGCGGCAUGGCGACGUGGAGGGUGCUCGCGCACGCUACAAGCAACUGUUGAACAGCGUGGCGCCUCGCCUCCUUGAGGCGGUUACAGCAGCCGCCAAUUUUGAGCGACGGCAGGGCAACCUAGAGGCUGCGUGCCACUACCUGUCGGAACUGAUGAACGAGGAGAAGGCAAAGGAAAGCUCGCGCAUCUACCCCUUCCUAGCAAUCCAUUACGCGCAUUUCCUACGCCGCAACACGGGAGACCUGGCGGCGGCGCGCAAGGUUCUGGACGACGCGUUGCAGCAAUGCCCAGGCGUCCGCAGCUUGUGGGAGGCAGCUAUACACUUUGAAGAGUUAGUUGGCGGGGCAGAGGCUGUGUCACGAGCGCUGGACUUGUACAACAGGUGUACAGGCUCGCCACCGGAGGGCGCGGUGGCUGCAACGGCAGCAGGGCGGUGCUUGCCCGAGCGCGACCGGGAAGAGCUAUCAGCACGGUCAGUAGACUUCGCGGACAUGUACGGCACGAUUGACCAGGUCAAGGUGGUCUCGGCGCGCCACGCGCAGCGCUUUAUGUUGCCAACGACGGUGACGGCGGAAGCGCGUGCCGCCGCCAGUGCCAAGCGAGUAGCGGAGGCGUCAGCUGGGGCCCCGGCGGCAAAGACGGCUCGUCCUGAAGGCGCCACCACAGCCUCUGGGUCCGCUGCGGUGGCAGUGCCUCCGCCCCCGCCCAUGAUGGCACCUGCCGCCGCGGCAGGGUAUUACCCACCUGGCCCUCCUGCUGCUGCAGCAGCAGCAGCAGCGGCGGCAUAUUCAUCAUACUACGGGUACGGGCAGUACCAGGCUGCGCCACAGUAUCAGGGAUACGGGGCAUAUCCUGGGUACGGUUACUGAGCAGGAAAUGCGUUAAGCAGUUGAAAACGCAGCAGGGGGGUACUGACUUGGACGGUGGACGGUGAACAGAAUGUCAAAAGGUGCUGGCUACUGCAUAUCGUUGUCACCGCAAUUUGCGUAUGAAUUAUGUACAUGGUGCAUUGUGGACCUUAUGAUUGAGUACGGUGGAGCGUACGGCAUGGCGAUGGCUUUGUUUUUCCCUGCUGCGCUUGUGGAGCAGUAUGUCGCAGGCGGUCUCCUCUGGGGGCAAGCAGGUCAUGAGCGAAGCGGCGUUUCGCGGUUUAAGGUGGAACAUAGCGCCUAGGUUCUUGGCUUCAGCCAAGUGGAUGGUUGGGGUGGGGGCGCGGCAUGGUGUGCGAUGAACCAGCCGCAGGCGGCUAUCCAGCAUCUGGGUCGCUCGUGAUGUGAGGCGGGAGGCGAAGGUCCUAAGGCGAUGUGUGCUGCGGGAAGGCGAUUGUGCUGAGCAGUUUUAAUGUGUUCAGUGUCUGUGGCGAUGUUUUGUUCUGUUCUGUACCGUAUGUACCUCUGUCGUCGUCGUCAGCAGCACACGGCUAUGAAUACGUGUUAUUCAUGCUCUUAUG